GACCCGUAGUUGUCUGCCGCGGGGCGGGCUGGGAUUUGUAGUUUUGAUACUAGAUACUCCUGUUUUCCUCCCGUUUUCUUUCUCCAGACUUUCACCUCUGGGGACCAGCGAGGUUUUUCCAGGCAAAACAACGAAUCCUUUUUGGAAAGCUGGCAAUUCACUUUUCAUCUCUGAACCUCAGUAACUGGGAAUGAAUCUUACCCAAAAUACCUUCUCAGCAUUGGGACGGAGGACAAAUAAAGUGCUUGAAAAGAAGGUGUCACCAGCAUCAUUGGUUCCCUUGCUGAUAAGUUAGUGAACAGCUCCACCCUACAGGAGCGACACCGAGGCCCAGAGAAAAGUAUAGAUACCCAAGGAUAGACACUUUCGUGGACGGACUUUCUAUUCCUUGCACUUUUUACAAAGGCGGCUCUCUUAAGCAACUCUGGGCUUCCAUCUUCAUAUCUCACCCAGAAAUCAUUUCCAACAGCCGCUGGAACUGAAAAUAUCCCAGCCCCUCUAGGAUAUCCCACAAUCAGGUCACCCACGUGGACGCCCAACCUCCAGCAUUUCUCUUAACACCAUGAAGCAGCUGCCAGUCUUGGAGCCUGGAGACAAGCCCAGGAAAGCAACAUGGUACACGCUGACCCCCGCUGGAGAUGGCCCAUGUGCUCGGGUUGGCCACAGCUGCUCGUACUUACCCCCCGUUGGUGAUGCCAAGAGAGGGAAGGUCUUUAUUGCUGGGGGAGCAGAUCCAAACAGAAGCUUCUCCGAUGUGCACACCAUGGACCUGGAAACACACCAGUGGGACUUGGCCACCUCGGAGGGCCUCUUGCCCCGGUAUGAGCAUGCCAGCUUCAUUCCCUCUUGCACACCUCACAGCAUCUGGGUGUUUGGAGGUGCCAACCAGUCAGGAAAUCGAAAUUGCCUACAAGUUCUGAAUCCUGAAACCAGGACUUGGACCACGCCAGAGGUGACCACCCCCCGACCAUCCCCACGAACAUUCCACACAUCAUCGGCAGCCAUUGGAAACCAGCUGUAUGUCUUUGGGGGCGGAGAGAAAGGCACCCAGCCCGUGCAGGAUGUGAAGCUUCAUGUGUUUGACGCAAACACUCUGACCUGGUCACAGCCAGAGACACUUGGAAAACCUCCAUCCCCCCGGCAUGGUCAUGUGAUGGUGGCAGCAGGGACGAAGCUCUUCAUCCAUGGAGGCUUGGCAGGGGACAGACUCUAUGAUGACCUUCAUUGCAUUGAUACAAGUGACAUGAAGUGGCAGAAACUAAGUCCCACUGGGGAAGCUCCCCCAGGCUGUGCUGCCCACUCAGCUGUGGCUGUGGGGAAACACCUGUAUGUCUUCGGAGGGAUGACUCCUACAGGAGCACUGGACACAAUGUACCAAUAUCACACAGAGAAGCAGCACUGGACCUUACUUAAAUUUGACACUUCUCUACCCCGGGGACGAUUGGACCAUUCCAUGUGUGUCAUUCCAUGGCCAGUGAUGUGCACUUCUGAGGAAGAUCCAAAUCCUGUCACUCUGAACUGUGAUGCUGAGAAAGGGGACUCUGCUGACGAAGGAGUGACCCAAGAUGGUGACUCACAUGAGGAAAGUCAGACUGACUCACUGCUCUGUUUUGUGUUUGGUGGGAUGAAUACCGAAGGGGAAAUCUAUGAUGAUUGUAUUGUGACUGUAGUUGACUAAUAAAACCCACCAUUUUUGAUA
Molecule: messenger RNA, 1699 nt
Organism: Myotis daubentonii (Daubenton's bat)
Lineage: Eukaryota; Metazoa; Chordata; Mammalia; Chiroptera; Vespertilionidae
Gene: RABEPK
Product: Rab9 effector protein with kelch motifs
Molecular function (GO): protein binding
Source: RefSeq, a predicted model, not a curated record